Messenger RNA from Odontomachus brunneus, 2853 nucleotides. It is a transcript of the gene ABCB7, whose product is annotated as ATP-binding cassette sub-family B member 7, mitochondrial. Lineage: Eukaryota; Metazoa; Arthropoda; Insecta; Hymenoptera; Formicidae. Gene Ontology annotation, cellular component: mitochondrial inner membrane. The record is from RefSeq and is a predicted model, not a curated record. Gene Ontology annotation, molecular function: ATP binding; ATP hydrolysis activity; ABC-type transporter activity. The transcript has 11 exons. The coding region runs from base 342 to 2573 and encodes 743 amino acids. Gene Ontology annotation, biological process: transmembrane transport; intracellular iron ion homeostasis.
GCACCAGUCAGCUGAAAAGAACAGACCAAUUGUUUCAUAGCCGCGUUCCGUUUCACGUAUAUGCACGCGUUUAUCUACAGUUCAUGUCACGUAUAUUGUAGAAAAUGCGCGCAUAAUGCGUGAAACGGAAUGCAAUCUCAGUAUUGCGAACGAGUCUUUUUUUGCGCAUGCGCAGCGAAAUGAUAAGAAACUAAGGUUAACUUAUAUCAAGGUUAUGUUGUGAUAAUCCCAAUUACAUGAUCGCCACAACAUAUCGGCUCCAAAUGACAUUUAUUAUUCUAAUAUUUAUUUAAUAUCUCGUCUGAAGCUGCAUAGAAGAAUUUGAGAGAAAGAGGAAAAAAAUGAUAAGUAUAUUGUGCAGCCGUUUAUUACGCGAAGCACCGCGAAACAGUAAGCUGUGGAUCACAACAAGAAAUACGUAUCUCACUAGUAUUUCAACACGAUUAAGAUUAUUCAACAAAUUCUACGUUGCGGGUCACAAUCCUGUGUUUUCACUUUUCAACGUCCGGUGUUGCAGUGGCAAUGUGAUAGAGCGUGCUCAAAAGAAAAGCGUACCGCAAUCAAAAUCUGUCGUACCGCCGGUGAAAUUCACGUCGGUUGUCGCCAGCCUGACCGGAGCUAAGCCUGGCCAACAGAAAAGGAAUUGUUUCCAUCCUGGUGUGUCUAGUUUAAGUAGAGAUGCAAUCAAUUUGCGAGAUAAACCGCCAGUCACUAGUACAGACAUGCUCAAAGCCAUGCUUAAAUACAUCUGGCCAGAGGAUGAUCCAGAGAUACGGAAGAGAGUUAAAAUAGCGGUGGGUUUGCUUAUAGGGGCCAAGGUUUCAAACGUCACUGUGCCAUUUAUCUUCAAGUAUGCAGUGGACGUCUUAAAUACUCAUAGCAUAGCAACCACGGGCACUGCUGUGAUGGGUUUAACAACCGCACCCGCAACAGUUGCAACUGUAGCAACGUCGCUGCUCGUAGGAUAUGGAAUAGCGCGAGCCGGAGCGGCCGGUUUCAGCGAACUGAGAAACGCAGUCUUUGCAAAGGUUGCGCAGCACUCUAUCCGUAAAAUAGCAAAAAAUGUUUUCCUACAUCUGCACAAUCUCGAUAUGGCCUUUCACCUGAGCAGACAAACCGGCGCUUUGUCGAAGACGAUAGAUCGCGGUAGUCGUGGCAUCAAUUUUGUUUUGAACGCCAUGGUAUUUAAUGUUGUGCCCACAGUAUUUGAAUUGGCAUUAGUUAGUACAAUAUUGGGAAUAAAAUGCGGACCAGAAUAUGCGGCUGUGGCACUGGGUUGCGUGAGCGUUUACACCGCGUUUACUCUAGGCAUUACGCAGUGGCGCACCAAGUUCAGAAUUCGUAUGAAUCAGGCGGAAAACGAAGCGGGCAAUAAAGCAAUUGAUUCGCUCAUCAAUUAUGAAACAGUAAAAUAUUUCAACAACGAAAAAUUCGAGGCGGAACGAUACGAUCAAUCAUUGAAAAAAUAUGAAACGGCAUCCCUCAAGACCAGUACGAGCUUGGCGAUGUUGAAUUUCGGUCAAAACGCCAUUUUCAGCGGUGCAUUGAGUCUUAUAAUGGUGAUGGCAGCGCACAACAUAAUAAAUGGUACUAUGACCGUUGGAGAUCUUGUGAUGGUGAAUGCCUUAUUGUUCCAACUUUCGGUUCCAUUAGGAUUUUUAGGUUCGGUUUAUCGCGAAGUGAGACAAGCUUUUAUCGACAUGCAAAGCAUGUUUACUUUAAUGACAACAGACACCGCUAUUAAAUCGAAGGAAAAUGCAAUAAAAUUUUACGUGACGCCAGAUUCUUCGGAUAUUCUCUUUAAAAACGUAGGCUUCCAAUAUGUUGAGGGUAAAUCUAUCUUCAAAGACGUAUCGUUCACCAUACCAAGCGGCAAAAAGGUUGCUAUCGUGGGAGGAUCUGGUUGUGGCAAAACAACGAUUGUGAGACUGCUGUACAGAUUUUUCGAGCCACAGAACGGUAACAUUUAUAUCAACGGCCAUGACAUCCGGGAUGUCGAUCUAGAUGAUCUCAGGAAUUGCAUUUCAAUCGUACCUCAAGAUACUGUACUUUUCCAUGAAAGUAUAUUCUACAAUCUACAUUAUGGUAAUUUGAGAAAAUCGCGCGAUGAAGUUUUCGAAGCUGCGAAAAUGGCAAACCUGCACGAUUCUAUAUUGAAAUGGCCGCAAGGAUACGACACGCCCGUAGGAGAACGCGGUUUAAAAUUAAGCGGAGGGGAAAAACAGAGGGUCGCCAUCGCCAGGGCAAUUCUAAAGGACAGUCCUAUUCUUAUUUUUGACGAAGCUACUUCUUCACUGGAUUCUAUUACAGAACAUAACAUACUGGACGCUUUGCGUAAAGCAACAGAAAAACGGACAUCAAUCGUAAUCGCGCAUCGUUUAAUGACUGUUAUGGACGCUGAUGACAUACUCGUUUUAGAUCAGGGUAAUUUGGUCGAAAGAGGAACACAUAAUUCUCUACUAUCAACACCGAAUUCCCUCUACAGCAAAUUGUGGGAUACACAACAUUUAGGACAUAUAAAGAAACAUAGUCACGUACAAGAAGAAAGAAAUACAGGCAAACAGUCUAAUUAAAGACACGAUAAUAUAGGUAAAAAUGUACUUUUAUCAAAUGUGAAAGUUUUAAUCUUGAUAAAAAUUUAAUAGAGUAUUUUAUGAUUAAAACUCGUCAGACACGAAAUAUACAAGUUAUUUCAGGUGAUAAUAAACCAUUGCGAUACUGUAUAAAUGUAAAAUUAUACAUAGGCAAUAAUAUUUAUCCUGAAGUCAGUGUACAUAUUAGAAAUAAUGUUAAUUAGUGAUUGUAAAUCAAUGACAUAUAUUUGAUUAAAUUGUUACAAAUAGUACACACACA